AUGGAAGACAUGGAUGUUGAGGGGGUCACCAACAUUGCCCCUGCAGGUAGCGCGGGGGUCUCUGAAUUGAAAGCCAAGAGACGAAAAGAGGGCAAGCGAUGCAUUACCCUGGAAAACAUCAGGGGGUAUAUCAUUUCCGACCCUUCUCUAUUCGAAUCGCCAUCCUCCCCGGAAGCGAGUGCUAUGUUCGGAACAAUGUCGGAGAUGACAGAGAGGGGUAUGGAGCAGAGCACAGAUGGUAUCAUUCGGAGUAAUUCGGUAGACAGUACAACGGCAUCUACCAGCACCAUUAGGACCCCAACCCCGCAACCUCCCCCCGGGUCAGCCUCACUCGGUACCACCCUGGAUUCAUCGAAUCCGUCAACCCACAGGGGUCGGGAGAUAAUUGUUGAUGAUUUGGGUGAAGGUGCGCAAGUGGGAAAAGAAGAUGGUCUUGACGGAAGCCUUUUUCCCGACAGUGAUGCGUUGGCUGACUCUGAAGACUCCUCAUCAGAUGAAGAGCUUGCCUUCGCGCCAAUUCGCUCCACUAACAAGACCCACCCACCUCUGAGAUCUCCAUCCCAGGCCCUGCGCACAAUGCCCGAUGAGUACGAUGAUGAAGAUAGCGAAGAUGAGGGCGGUGCCACAUUUGCAUCUGGCACUUUUUUCCUUGAGCAGCCUCGGUCCCCUGUCCACAUCCCAACCGGUUCGGUCAAACCACUCGUUUUAGACCCCGACCCAACAGUAUCCCAACUGGACAAGCACCCAAGUGACCAUGAUAGCAAUAGCUCCGGUGAUGAUGAGAUGGAUGCCGAGACUAGUAGACUUUUGAGUGAAUCAACCCUCUUCACACAUAGCGAAGCUGGAAGCCUCUAUCUUUCUGCUACAAGUGGAGUCCUUCAUGAUUCACUUCCUUCGGAACGCGAUGAGGAAAUGGGUCGCCGGAAGGAUGAGGAAGACGAAGAGGAAGUUGGUGAGGAAGAAAUUGAUGCUAGGUUGGACAAGUUAUUAAGUUGUGGUAUUAGAACUCCCGCCUCCGGGGCUACGGAGUCGUCAUCGCCCGAUGUUCCGGCCGCUGGAUUGGCUUCUGAGGCAGGAUCCUAUAAAGUUGAGAAGCGACUGAGAAAGCAGGUUUUCGACCUCAACACCAUAGAGAUAUUCCUGCCUUCGCUUUCCGGGGAAUCUGGGACUCCGGUAGAUAUAUCAAGCUCCAUGACCGAGUCUGCCUCUUCUCUGAGGGGUGCAUCGCAUAUGAGUGACAGUAGCCAUCCUCCAAUUCCUGGUGCAUUCUCGAUGUAUGCUUCUUCUCGCCCAUCAAGAUUCCCGAGUUCGAAGCCCGCUACUGCUCCCUCGUCGCCUCCGAAUCCUGCUCCACGAAAGCCAGCAGUUCGUAUAUUGGACGCACAUCACCAGACUCGUCCAAGGAACUACCUACCCGGGGAGACACGUCCAGAUAUCGAAGUUGUCGUUGGUGAUAUUGAUGUGUCUGUGGAUGUAGUGACCGCCAAAAUUCUCCGAAUGAUUUCUGAGACACUAAGUGUCGCAUUUGCGGAGGGGCCAAUCGAGGAGCCCAAGAGCAGGGGGAAACCAGCAAUAGAUAAGCCCGAUACGGCUACGGAUGGCGGGCUCUGUCUUGAGGUUGCGAUUGGUGCUAUUGGACUACGCGUGCUCCAGAAUCUCGUUGGCGUUUACAUUACAGAACAUAGCGAAGAGGAGGAUAAGACGGGAGCCGAAGGGGGUGUUGACGAACAUCUGAUCCUGGGCUGUGUUUUACGGCAAAUCAAGGUUUCACACAAGGUUCUGCAAAAGAAUGUCACAACAACGAAGAUCGAUAUCAAAACAUUUACCUUGGGCGAUGGGAAAAUCGACUAUUUAUCCUUUAUUCAACCUCCCCCUACUGCAGCUAAGUCCAGGAAACGGGGCUCCCACCCCCCUUUAGCAACAGGCUCUGUUCCUGAGAACGACGUGACCCUCAUAAUAUCCCAAAGCCUGGUCAAGAAGAGAAUCAACGUCAUAACACUUCCUCUUAAGGUCCAGCUAAAUCUCUUGAACCUGGAAGAGACUCUACGCGCUUUCGGAGGAUUUGGUGGUUUUAUGGCCUCCACCUCCGCGUCUACUGCGACUAUAUCGAUGGGCCGACCCACUGAAUCCCCGGACAGAGGCGGCUUCGUUCCGGAGGCUCCACUUGUUGUUCACACGAAGGUUGAUUGCAAGAUUGGGGGCUUGAUGGUAGAGGUUGUGGGGGAAACUGGAAAGAUAGCCCUAGAGGCCACUCCAUUAAAGAUACGGAGUGAAACCAGCGACCAGAGUAGUAUAUCCCUUAGUAUGGACAAAAUUGCUAUCUAUGGUCCUGUCGCCCCCUGGGAUUCUCCUUCGGUACCGAUUGAUGCAAAUAUUCUGGUUGAAAAUACAAGAGUUGAAUUCCUGGGCACACCGGAACAGGAGGACCUAGGGAGAUUGCUGGAGCUUUUGACACCGAGCAAGGAUCGAUACGAGGCAGAUGAUGAUAUCCUAAUCGACACGUUACUUCGCCAGAGGGAACAGGGUAGUUUGCUUCGGAUUGGUGUCGGCGCGAUAAAAGUGGAGAUUGGGGACAUUGGGAUGGGUGAAAAACUAAAAGAGUUGGGGAACGAAGUUGCGAAGGUUCUUACUGUGACCGAAUUUGUUGCGCAAGAUGAACGACCUGGGCUCCUCACGUUAUUGAACAUCGAUUCCCUAUACGGAAAAGCCGAUCUCGGGCCCGGGGUCGGGCUGCUCGAGGUGCAUAUACGUGGUGUAGGAAUUGCCCAUGUUUCCCUACCUAGCCUGGUCGCCCUCGCUAUAAUGCAGAUGAAUGUUCGACGAAACGGGGAGGAGGAAUUGGUCGGCGAAGGGCUCGAGAGGCGGAUUUACGACAAGGCGGAUGAAGGGAAACCAAUGCUGAUGGUGAGGAUGGUUGGCGACGACCCGGAACCAGUCAUUAAACUUAAAUUUUGGAACCUCCGAGUAGAAUAUAGGGUCGAAACCCUAAUGUCAAUGAUGCGGGCGCCGGAAAACGCUUCUGCCGAGGUUUUGGCACAGGAAAUGGUUCAGAGUAUUGUCCACAUUGCCGAAGAGAAGGCUGCUACCGUCCAGGGCCCGCCAUUAGGGUUUGAUAUCAUACUCAAGGAUUGUGUACUCGGACUUAAUCCGUUAGGUCUCAAAAGUCGGGCUCUGGUGGCUCUCACAGACUCUAGGUUACAAGCUGCGCUGCCCAAUGGCGGGAUGCUUAGUGCUGGUCUCGAAAUCAAGAAGGCUAACCUCAUGGUGGUGGACGAUGUUUCGAAUCUUGCGCCCCCAUCCGAGAGACAUGGGUCUAGAAGACGCGGAGAACCAAUCGAUCGUCAUCUUAUGGGGUACACCGCAAUGGGCUACGUUUCGGUCAUCACUAUAUCUUCCGCCAUGGCUACGCUCUGUGUAGUAGAAAUGGGGGGUGCAGGCGGCGAAAAAGCUGUGGAUCUUGAGAUUCAUGAUAAGUUGCUACUAAUGGAAAGCUGCGCCGAUUCCACGCAAACUCUCGUGGCAAUCGUCAAUGGGCUUAAGCCCCCACUUCCAGAAGGAGAAGAGGUCAAGUAUUGCACCGAGGUUAUGCCCGUUGACAUGUUACGAUCCCUGACGGAAGAUGCCUUCGUUCACCCGUCUCGCACGAGGGCUCAGGAAACACCGUUCCGUAUGGAUGAUGAAGACGGCGACAUGGUUGUUGACGAUGUACCGAGUAAUCUCACUUUUGUGGAGAGCUACUAUGGCCAUAAUACCUCUAGUACAUCCGAGGCAUCAACCUAUAGCAAGGAUGAGCUCGCCGAUAGUAUGCUAGACGAAGAUCUCGGAAAGCUUGCGCCCGGGCGUAGUAAGCCCCCGGGGAUCGGCGAAAAAGGUAUGCUGGCUAGCUUUACUGAACAAGUACAUGUUCUCGACGACUCUCCACUAUCUAUCGUGGGCGAUUACGUCAAACAAUCCGAACGGCAGCGUCAGGCAUCUAUGGCUAGCAAACGACCCGCCAGAGAGACUGUCAACAAAUGGGAUUCUUUUAGGAAGAGAUACGUUCCUUCUCGUGGCAUCGAUGGCAGGGCUCAAUACUUUCCUCUAAGGGUUAAGAUCAGAGAUGUCCAUGUGAUUUGGAAUCUACACGACGGUUACGACUGGCAGAGGACAAGAGAAGCCAUCAACCAGGCUGUAAGAGACCUCGAAAACAAAGCUUUGGAGCGGAAGAACCGCCAGGUGUCUUUCGAUGCCAGUGAUGAUGACGGGAGCGAAAUUGGAGACUUCCUCUUCAAUUCCAUAUACAUCGGAGUUCCAAACAACAGAGGUCCGGGUGAUCUCGCAAGUGCAAUUAGUAAAAACUUCGACGAUCACAUGAGCGAGACCUCCAUGGGGACCAGUAUCCCCGAGUCGCGGCCCUCUAGUCACUCGAGAAACACAGAAUUCGGCGGUGGUCAUAGGGGCUCGGGAAGGCAUCUCCGGCUCGGCCGAUCAAGAAGUCAUAAGAUGCAGAUCGAGCUGAAGGGUCUAUGUCUGGAUUUCCUCCUAUUCCCGCCGGAUAUGGGUGAGACGCAAAGCAGUGUGGAUUUGCGAGUCCGAGACUUGGAAAUCUUUGACAAUAUUCCGGCAAGCACCUGGAGGAAGUUUGUCACCUAUAUGCAGGAUGCCGGUGUGAGAGAGACUGGUAGCAACAUGGUUCAUGUAGAAAUUAUGAAUGUCAAACCAGUUCCUGGUUUUGAGAUACCUGCUAAGAAAUAUACUGUCAGGCUACCAUUCUUUGAGUUCAAGGAUGACAGCAUUGCGCCACCGGCCAGCCCGGCCGAAAUUCCGUUCCUGCAGCGAGUAGAGGUUAACUCUAUCCGUAUUAAGCUUGAUUACAAGCCCAAGAAGGUCGAUUAUACUGGCCUUCGCUCCGGUCGCACGACCGAAUUUAUGAACUUUUUCAUCCUCGAAGAGGCCGAUAUGGUAUUGCGUCAUGUGGUCCUCUUCGGCAUAUCCGGUUUCCCCAGAAUGGGCGAGGAGCUGAAUGCUACCUGGAUGCCGGAUAUCAGGUCCCACCAGUUGGGAGAUGUCCUCGCUGGUGUUGCCCCCGUCAGGAGUCUCGUGAAUCUGGGAAGCGGCAUGAAAGAUCUGGUUGUUGUCCCGAUGCGCGAAUAUCAGAAGGAUGGCAGGAUCGUGAGAUCGCUUCAGAAGGGCGCAUGGAGAUUUGCCAAAACAACGACCUCCGAGCUUGUUCGUCUCGGUGCUAAAGUCGCAGUUGGGACUCAAAACAUGUUACAGAAUGCUGAAGGGCUUUUCGUUCCCACUAUUUUGGAUGAUGGAACCGAGUCUGUCGAGUACCUGAUCAGUGAUAGCGAGGAGGAGGGUGAUAUGGGGCCAAAUGAACAUGGACAGAAGAAGGCCAUUAGCCUUUACGCCGAUCAGCCGCUCACUGUUGCUCAAGGGCUUCGAGGUGCGGGUGACAGUCUUAGGAGGAACUUUGGAAAUGCCAGAGAUGCUAUCAUGGCGGUGCCGGUUGAUAUCGCGGAACGAGGGAGUGCUCAGGGAGCCGCAAAGGCGGUAGUGAGAGCAGCGCCGGUGGCCAUAAUCCGGCCCAUGAUAGGUGCUACCGAGGCGGUCAGCAGAACGUUAUUGGGAGUGACGAACGCGUUAGACCCUGACCAGAAAAGACGGGUUGAUGAUAAAUAUAAGAAGCAUUAG
Messenger RNA from Tuber melanosporum (Perigord truffle), 5676 nucleotides. RefSeq lists its product as uncharacterized. The transcript has 4 exons. Gene Ontology annotation, molecular function: phosphatidylinositol-3-phosphate binding. Bases 1 to 5676 code for a protein of 1891 amino acids. Gene Ontology annotation, biological process: piecemeal microautophagy of the nucleus; autophagosome assembly; autophagy of mitochondrion. The record is from RefSeq and is a predicted model, not a curated record. Gene Ontology annotation, cellular component: phagophore assembly site; extrinsic component of membrane. Lineage: Eukaryota; Fungi; Ascomycota; Pezizomycetes; Pezizales; Tuberaceae.